AAAAAAAUUGAUCAUAUGAAGUACUACGAGUCUACAAUUUACAAGUAACAUUCUCCAUACUACUUUCGUUCCUACACACUAUUUCUUCUGCUUACACCUUCUGCAUUUCGCGAGAAUUUGUUUUUCUUUCACAUUUCUAGGGUUCUAACUUCUAAGCUAGCUUCCCUUCGCAGAUAAUGGUUGGAAGAGCUGUAGUUUUUGACGAUGAAGAGGAGCUCGAUGCUCAAGAACUCGAUGAUGGCGAAGAACACGAUGAUGGGGAAGGAAUUGGUGGCGGUGAUGACGAUGAAGACGAAGACGAAGAAGGACAGGAUGAGUUUGAGAAUGAUGGUUUUAUUGUUGAUGGCGAUGAAGAAGAGGAAGAACCCCAAGAAGAUGAUGAUGAAGAAAGACAUAGAAAGAAGAGGAAAAAGAAAAGGGAAUCCUUUGAACUUGAUGAUGAUGAUUAUGAGCUUCUACUGGACAAUAAUGUGAAAGUUUCUCGUAAAGAAACCAAGUUGAAAAGGUUGAAGAAGGCUGAUACUGAUGUUGGGCAUUCUGAUGAGGAUGAGUUUAAUGGUACACGGAGAAGUGGAAGGACAGCAGAGGAGCAGGUCAAGCGUUCCUUAUUUGGUGAUGAUGAUGGACCUGUUGAGGAUAUCCCAGAAGAUGAUGAGCAGAUAGAAGAAGAUCUAGACUUGAAUGAUGACGAAGAUGACAUGGCUGAUUUUAUCGUGUCCGAAGAUGAAGUUGAUGUUGAUGGAUUGCCUGUUAGAAAGAAGCCGCAAAAAAAGAAGCAUAGACAAGCUCCUGGAGUUCCAUCAUCUGCACUGCAGGACGCUCAUGAUAUAUUUGGAGAUGUGGAUGAACUUUCGGAUAUGCGUCAUCGAUUAAAUAUUGAAAGAGACGGGUAUGAUGAUAGUGGUCAAUGGAAGGAUAAAAAACUUGAAGAUGAAUUUGAACCUAUCAUUCUUGCUGAACGGUAUAUGACUGACAAGGAUGAUCGAAUCCAGGAGAUUGAUAUACCAGAAAGAAUGCAGAUAUUUGAGGAGUGCACUGGCCCUCCUCCUAUGGAUGCUGAAUUCAUUGAAGAUGAAGCCAAGUGGAUCAAAAAGCAGCUAGAAUCUGGUCAAGUUCCUGGGCUUGUUAAUAUGACCCUUGGAGAAGAUGUUGAAGAUCACAUUAGAAAUUUUCUGAAAUUCACACAUGUGCAGAAACUUGAUCUUCCUUUUAUUGCUAUGUACCGCAAGGAGGACAUUUUCAGUUUGUUGAAGGAUCCUGAGAUAGGUGAAGAUGUCAGUCAUGAUAAGCCUACUUUAAGAAGGAACAAGGUGCUUUGGGUUGUCCAUGAGUUGGAUAGAAAAUGGUUGCUUCUUCAAAAGCGAAAGAGUGCUAUCCAGGCCUACUAUAAUAAAAGAUUCAAGGAAGAGUCUUGCAGAAUAUAUGAUGAGACAAGACUGAGUUUUAAGCAGGACCUUUUCAAAUCAAUUGUUGAAGCCUUGAGACUUGCAGAAUCAGAAAGGGAAGUUGAUGAUGUUGACUCAAAAUUUAAUCUGCAUUUCCCACCUGGUGAGGCUGGGGUAAAUGAGGGGCAAUAUAGAAGACCUAAUCGAAAAUCACUUUAUAGCAUGUCCAACAAAGCUGGUUUAUGGGAGAUUGCCAGUAAAUUUGGCUACAGUUCUGAGCAGUUUGGCGCGCUGAUCUCCUUGGAGACAAGAGUGGAUGAACCCGAGGAUCCAAAGGAGACUCCUGAGGAUUUUGCCUCAAACUUUACCUGUGCAAUGUUUGAUUCGCCUCAAGCUAUUCUAAAAGGUGCUCGACACAUGGCAUCAGUUGAGAUAAGUGUUGAGCCUCGUGUAAAGAAGCAUUUUCGUAGUAUAUACUUUGAGAAUGCAGUGGUCUCAACAUGUCCAACAUCUGAUGGGAAUGCCAUUAUAGAUUCUCUCCAUCAGUUUGCAAGCGUCAAGUGGUUACGCAACAAGCCAUUGAAUAAAUUUGAGGAUGCACAGUGGCUUCUUAUUCAAAAGGCUGAAGAGGAGAAGCUACUUCAGGUCAAUAUUAAAUUGCCCGAGGAAAACCUUAAGAAGCUGAUAAGCGAUUCUGAGGAGCAGUAUACUAGCUGUGGUGUUAGCAAGCUAGCACAGCAGUGGAAUGAGCAAAGAAAACUCAUAUUAAAGGAUGCGAUUUUGGAUUUUAUACUGCCAACAUUGGAGAAAGAAGCUAGAUUGUUGCUGACUAGCAGGGCUAAGUCAUGGUUGCUCAUGGAUUAUGGCAAACAUCUCUGGGAUAAGGUUUCUGUGGCUCCAUACCCACGAAAGGAAAGCGAUCUUAACUCAGAUGAUGAAGCAGCUCCAAGGGUUAUGGCGUGCUGUUGGGGUCCAGGAAAGCCACCAACCACUUUUGUGAUGCUAAAUUCUUUUGGCGAGAUUAUUGAUGUCCUAGAGGCUGGAUCAAUCAGUCUGAGGUCUCAAAAUGUUACAGACCAGCAGCGUAAAAAGCAUGACCAAUUAAAACUUUUGAAAUUCAUGACCGAGCAUCAACCACAGGUCGUUGUCCUGGGUGCUGUCGGUCUGUCUUGCACCCGGCUGAAAGAUGAUAUCUAUGAGAUUGUUUUUAAGAUGGUUGAAGAAAAUCCUAGAGAUGUGGGUAAUGAAUUGGAUGGGCUGAGUGUUUUCUACGGGGAUGAAUCUUUGGCUCGUCUAUAUGAAAAUUCUCGUAUUUCAUCUGAUCAGAACCCUGGGCAUAAAGGUGUUGUGAGACGAGCUGUCGCCCUUGGACGCUACCUCCAGAAUCCAUUAGCCAUGGUUGCAGCUCUUUGUGGACCAGGAAGGGAAGUUUUGUCUUGGAAACUCAAUCCUUUAGAAAACUUUCUUAAUGCCGAUGAGAAGUAUACAGUUGUGGAACAGGUUAUGGUUGAUGUAACAAACCAGGUGGGGCUUGAUCUAAAUCUGGCCGUAAAUCAUGAUUGGCUAUUUGCUCCAUUGCAGUUUGUUUCUGGUCUUGGGCCUAGGAAAGCAGCAUUUUUACAGCGGUCACUUGCUAGAGCUGGGGCAAUAGUCACAAGAAAAGACUUGCUGACUACGCAUGGACUUGGGAGAAAGGUGUUUAUUAGUGCUGCCGGUUUUUUGCGUAUUAGGCGUAGUGGCUUAGCUGUUAGUACCAGCCAGUUUGUUGACGUGUUGGAUGAUACAAGAAUACAUCCAGAGUCCUAUGCCUUAGCACAGGAAAUGGCGAAAGAUAUUUAUAGCGAAAUUGUUAAGGAUGAUAAUUUUGAUGACGACGAUAUUGAGAUGGCAAUUGAACACCUCAGAGACAGACCAAGUGCAUUGAAAUCAUUUAAUGUUGAUGCAUAUGCAAAGGAUACUGACCGUUUGUCUAAGAUAGAGACCUUGCAUGCGAUAAAGCUGGAGUUAAUUCAGGGAUUUCAAGAUUGGCGUAAAGCAUAUGAAGAACCUAAUCAAGAUGAAGAGUUUUUUAUGAUUUCUGGGGAGACUGAUACUACUUUGAGUGAAGGACGAGUUGUUCAAGCUACAGUUCGCAGGGUGCAACCUCAAAGAGCAAUAUGUGGCUUAGAAUCAGGAUUAACUGGUAUGCUUAUGAAGGAAGAUUUUUCAGAUGAUUCGACAGAUUGUGAUAUGACUGAGAAGCUGCGUGAAGGUGAUAUUAUCACUUGUAAGAUAAAAAGUAUCCAAAAGAACAGAUACCAGGUGUUCUUGACUUGCAAAGAGAAUGACAUGAAGAAUGUUGGGCAGCAAAAUAUAGAGAACCAGGACCCAUACUAUCAGGAAGACCGCAGCAGCUUACCAAGUGAACAAGGCAAGGCUCGCAGAGACAAGGAGCUUGCAAAGAAGCAUUUCAAGCCGAGGAUGAUCGUUCAUCCUCGUUUUCAGAAUAUAACUGCUGAUGAAGCGAUGGAGCAUUUGGCAGACAAGGAACCUGGGAAUAGUGUUAUUCGUCCAAGUUCCCGUGGUCCAUCGUAUUUGACAUUGAGUCUAAAGGUGUAUGAUGGUGUAUUUGCUCACAAGGAUAUAAUUGAAGGUGGAAAGGAGCACAAAGAUUUAACAAGCUUGCUUCGAAUCGGUAAAACUCUGAAAAUUGGAGAGGAUACUUUUGAGGAUCUGGAUAAGGUCAUGGACCGUUAUGUUGAUCCCUUGGUUACACAUCUGAAGGCAAUGCUGAACUAUCGCAAGUUCCGAAAAGGGACAAAAGCUGAAAUUGAUGAAGUCCUUAGAAUUGAGAAGUCGGAUAACCCUACUAAGAUAGUUUAUAGUUUGGGAAUUUCACAUGAGCAUCCUGGCACAUUUAUUCUUACAUACAUUCGAAGUUCAAAUCCCCGUCACGAGUAUAUUGGUCUAUACCCCAAGGGAUUCAAAUUCCGCAAGAGGAUGUUCGAUAAUAUUGACAAGCUUGUAGGAUAUUUUCAGAAGCAUAUUGACGAUCCCAUACAUGAAUCACAGUCAAUUCGAUCAGUUUCUGCUAUGGUGUCAAUGCAAACUGGUGAUUCCUCUGGAGUUGGUGGAUGGGGUGGCUCAGGCGGCAACGAUGGUGGGUGGCGAGGAUCUUCUGAUAGAGAUCAUUCUGGGACAGGGCGUAAUGAUGACAGAAAUGGAGGCCGAGGCCGUGGUCGGGGUCGGGGCAGGGGCCGUGGCCGUGGUGGUCGAGGCUCAUAUGAUGGAAAUAGGGAUAGUGGUGAUUCCACCUAUGGACAGAAGUGGGGCUCAGAUGACAGAGAUGGUGGAAGCAGGGAUGGUGGUAAUUCUACUUACGGACAGAAGUGGGACUCGGAUAACAGAGAUAGCGGGAACAGUUCCAAGUGGGGUUCAGACGCUAACAAUAAUAAAGAUGGUAAUAAUAGUAGUUGGGGAAGCUUUCCUGGUGCUAAAGUCCAUAAUGCUCCAGGUGAGGAAGCUUUUCCUGGUGGAUGGGGUUCUAGUGGAGGUGGCGGUAGUAGUAGUGGUGGAGGUUGGGGUAAUAGUGCAGCUGGAGGCAAAGGUGGCGGUAAUGACGGAGGUUGGGCUGGAUCUGGUGGUAGUGAAGCUGGAAGCAUAAGUGCCGGUAACGACGGAGGUUGGGGCGGAUCUGGUGGUAGUGGAGCUAGAGGCAAAGGUGGCAGUAAUGACGGAGGUUGGGGUGGAUCUGUAGGCAAAGGUGCCAGUAAUGACGAAGGUUGGGGCGGAUCUGUAGGCAAAGGUGCCAGUAAUGACGGAGGUUGGGGUGGAUCUGGUGGUAGUGUGGCUGGAAGCAAAGGUGGGGGAAGUGACGGAGGUUGGGGUGGAUCUGGUGGUAGUGGUGGAGGUGGUGGAGGUUGGGGUGGAUCUGGUGGUAGUGGAGGAGGUGGUGGAGGUUGGGGUGGAUCUGGUGGUAGUGGAGGAGGUGGUGGAGGUUGGGGUGGAUCUGGUGGUAGUGGAGGUAGAGGUGGCAGUAAUGACGGCGGUGACAGUGGCAAGGAUUCUGGAUGGGGUUCAGCUUCUGGUAGCAAGAACAACUCCAAGGGAUGGGGUGGCAGCGGCGGAGGUGGAUGGUAGGUGCAAUGAUGGAUUUGUCUAAGCUGAAAUUGAUGAAAAUGUCAUCAGCUUUUAAAGUAACUUGUUCAAGGUAAUUGUAACUUGUAAGCGGUUAGUGCUAAGUAAUAUUAUGUAAUAAUAACAGUCUGAAUUUCCUGGAUUGUAUUAUUUCCUGAAAUUCACCAAAAAAAAUUAGUGAUUGUGACUUAUCUGUAAAAUUUAGGUGCUAAAAUCUUUUGUUACUGAUUAUUGAAUCAGGUUUAAAUUGUGAAAAACUUUAUUGAA
Amaranthus tricolor (Joseph's coat) is the source of this 5768-nucleotide messenger RNA. RefSeq names its product transcription elongation factor SPT6 homolog. Gene Ontology annotation, biological process: nucleosome organization; positive regulation of transcription elongation by RNA polymerase II; transcription elongation-coupled chromatin remodeling. The record is from RefSeq and is a predicted model, not a curated record. Gene Ontology annotation, molecular function: DNA binding; nucleosome binding; histone binding. The coding region runs from base 177 to 5504 and encodes 1775 amino acids. NCBI's taxonomy places the organism in Eukaryota, Viridiplantae, Streptophyta, Magnoliopsida, Caryophyllales, Amaranthaceae. Gene Ontology annotation, cellular component: transcription elongation factor complex. The transcript has 17 exons.